Messenger RNA from Fundulus heteroclitus (mummichog), 5851 nucleotides. Its product is annotated as helicase ARIP4. Gene Ontology annotation, molecular function: ATP hydrolysis activity; ATP-dependent chromatin remodeler activity; ATP binding. Bases 355 to 4785 code for a protein of 1476 amino acids. The transcript is spliced from 22 exons. Gene Ontology annotation, cellular component: nucleus. The record is from RefSeq and is a predicted model, not a curated record. Lineage: Eukaryota; Metazoa; Chordata; Actinopteri; Cyprinodontiformes; Fundulidae.
GUGUCCGUCAGACCCUCCCGUAGACAUACCCCCUGAACGGGGCCCCGGCUCCAGCAUGCAGGGUUAUGUAAGCUCUCAUCUGCCAUCCCUCCUGCCUUCCUCUGCCUCACAUUGGCGUUGCUAUUGAGCAGAGAGGAAGACGCAGACCGGUCAGCUGCGGCAGUCAGUCACUCACUGAAGCUGCUUAAAGAUUUAAGCCCAGCUGCACACACACACACACACACACAUCAGGCUGGGAGGACGGUGGUAAACCUCCUCCUUUUUAUUAUUUUUUUUAUCUUCAGUCCCAUUUCCCCCUCGGAAACAGAAGGUGAUUCCAGUGUGACAGAAAGGCAGAGGAGCUCUUCGGCAGUCAUGCUGCUCCUGGACGAGUCCGAGUCAUUUUCAGACCAGUCCCACAGCGCUCCCUUCAGCUCUGAGAAUGAGGCUCAGGGUGGCGAACCGGCCGUAUGGCAGUGCAACCCUCCCCCGUCUACCUCACCCUCGGCGGAGACGCCAGCCCACCCACCCACCGCUCAGCCCGUGUCCAGACCCCACUCCAGGCCAGCAAGCCAAAGCCCCGCCCCUCCCUCCGCCCUGGCAGCAACCAAGAAGAGGAGCUCCAAGCCGGCUCACAUGAGACGAAACAUCAGGAAAUUGUUGAGGGAACAUCAGUUAGAUGCAGUGACCAAAGCUGCCCAGCAGGGGGAGCUUGAGAGGCGACAACGUCUGGAGGAGCAAAGAAAGCAGGAUUUUCCUCUACCUCUGCUGCCUGAAUACACAACUGGCGAUGUUGCUCAGCAUGUGCCCUCGUUGUCAGCAUCAGUGUCAUUCCAGUCCACCCGACAGGAAGUGAUCUGUUUGGAGCCCAGCAGCACGAAUAUCAGCGAAGAUAAAUGCAAGACUAGCAUAACCACAUCUGCAGUUACAGCACAAACACACAAAACAGACUUAAUCGACUUGAGGACAGACGAGGAUGACAAUGUUGCUCAAGCGUCUAAAGACGAAGAGGAGACUGAGCCUAGCAGCGCCCACGCCAACGAUGCCCAGAACCAAGCAGACGCCCAGGGCCGCGUGCUCGUCAACCUCAACCAUCCAGCUGCAGAGGAGGACAUUUUCCUGUCACCACAGCUGGCUCGAGCAGUCAAGCCCCACCAGAUCGGUGGAAUCCGUUUUCUGUACGACAACUUGGUGGAGUCCCUGGAGCUCUUCGGCAACAGCAGCGGAUUCGGCUGUAUCCUCGCUCACAGCAUGGGUCUAGGCAAGACCCUUCAAGUCAUCUCCUUCAUCGACGUCCUGUUCAGGCACACUCAAGCUCACACUGUGCUUGCUAUCGUACCGGUAAAUACGUUGCAGAACUGGCUGUCAGAGUUCAACACGUGGGUCCCUCCUCCAGAGGCGUUGCCUCCAGACACUGAUCCUGCACUGGUGGCACCCCGUGCAUUUAAAGUUCACAUCCUCAACGACGAGCACAAAAACACAGCGUCUAGGGCCAAGGUGGUGGAAGACUGGUCCCGGGACGGCGGUGUGCUGCUGAUGGGCUAUGAGAUGUACCGUCUCCUGUCUUUGAAGAAGAGCUUCGUCGCUGGGCGGAAGAAGAGGAGCAAGAAAGCUGGAGGACAUGACAUGAUAAACCUGGAUGAAGAAGACAGGCAGCAGGAGCUUCUUAAAGGUGUUGAGAAAGCCCUUUCCCGGCCCGGUCCAGAUGUUGUGAUCUGCGAUGAAGGACAUCGCAUCAAGAACUGCCACGCCAGCACAUCCCAGGCCCUGAAGAACAUACAAACCCGGCGGCGCGUAGUCUUGACCGGCUACCCGCUCCAGAACAAUCUGGUCGAGUACUGGUGCAUGGUCGACUUUGUGCGCCCCGACUUUCUGGGUACCAGACAGGAGUUCAGCAACAUGUUUGAGCGCCCCAUCCUGAACGGACAGUGUGUGGACAGCACGCCUCAGGACAUCCAGCUGAUGAGGUACAGGAGCCACGUCCUCCACAGCCUGCUGGAGGGCUUCGUGCAGAGGCGAGGCCACGAUGUCUUGAGGGACCAACUGCCCUCUAAGGACGAGCAUGUGAUCCUGGUGCGUCUGUCUCCCCUGCAGAGGGCGCUCUACACCGAGUUCAUGAACCGCUUCAGAGAGGCGGGGAACACCGGCUGGCUCAGCCUCAACCCCCUGAAAGCGUUUUGCGUCUGCUGCAAGAUUUGGAAUCACCCAGACGUGCUAUACGAGGCUUUGCAGAAAGAAAAUCUGGCAAGCGAGCAGGACUUGGACCUGGACGACAUCACGUCCGCUUCCCAGGCCCGGUGUUCCACCUCGGCACCGGGUCCAAAGUCCAAGGGUCUGGACAACCCAGACCCGAUCGGCGGGUUGAGUCUGAACCAGCUGCAGGAAAAGGCCAAUCAGGUCAUCACGUACGAAUGGGCCAAAGAACUCAUGUGCGACUACAAGCCUGGCGUCCUGGAAAACUCCGCAAAGAUGGUGCUGCUGUUCCACCUGAUAGAGGAAAGCGUCACGAAGGGAGACAAAAUCCUUGUGUUCAGUCAGAGUUUGUCCACGCUCACUGUGAUUGAGGAUUUCUUAGCCAAGAGACCAGUGCCCCCUUCUCCAUACUCAGCCAGCAGACCCAACCAGAACUGGGUCCGUAAUCUCAACUACUACAGACUGGAUGGAAGCACGACAGCUUCGGAGAGAGAGAGACUAAUUAACCAGUUCAAUGACCCGACCAAUACCUCAGCAUGGGUUUUCCUCCUUUCAACCAGGGCUGGUUGUCUGGGUGUGAACCUGAUCGGGGCGAACCGUGUGGUCGUGUUCGAUGCCUCCUGGAACCCCUGCCACGACGCCCAGGCUGUGUGCCGCGUGUACCGCUACGGCCAGCGGAAACCGUGUCACAUCUACCGACUGGUGUGCGACUUCACUCUGGAGAAGAAGAUUUACGACCGUCAGAUCUCCAAGCAGGGCAUGUCGGACCGUGUGGUGGACGACCUGAACCCUGUGCUGAAUUUCACCAGGAGGGAAGUUGAGUCCCUCCUUCAUUUCGUGGAGGAGGAACCGGAUCCGUCCCAGGUCAGGCUGCUCCCCGGAGAAAUCGGGGAGAGCGUCCUGCAGAGAGCUCUGCACCUGUACUCCCACCUCAUCACCAAGCAACCCUUCCCCCAUGAGUCCCUCCUAAUAGACCGCAGGGAGUUUAAGCUGAGCAGCGUUGAGAAGAAGGCCGCUAAGAAGGGCUACGAAGAGGAGAAGAGGGCCUCGGUGCCGUACACACGGCCGUCCUACGCUCACUACUACCCCGCCAGCGACCAGAGCCUCACCAACAUCCCUGCCUUCAGCCAGAGAAACUGGCGCCCUCCGACCCGCACCGAGGACAAACCGGUGGCCAGUGUCCGGCCGGUGCAGUCGGCGUCAGGUCCCAUGAUGCCCCGCCACGUGGCUGCAGGUUCGGCCCCAGACCGGGGCUCCUCUUCGUCCAGCCUCGGCGCCUUCCCCGUCAACUGCCUGCAAAAAGCCGGGGUGUUCGUACAGAAGAUCGUCACCACUACCGACAUAGUGAUUCCAGGUACCAACAACUCGACCGAUGUGCAGGCGAGGAUCACCGCUGGAGAGAGUAUUCAUGUUAUCCGGGGCACCAAAGGGACAUAUAUCCGGACGUCUGAUGGCCGAAUCUUUGCCAUUAGAGCAGCUAAUAAAGCGAAGACGGGGGACGAGAGCGCAGCAGCUUCUCUCAAAGACUUGAAUGCACCGCCUCAGGAGGUCGCCUCCAGUGGCAGUAAUGGCUGCACCUCCCCUGACAGGAAGCCGGCGGCUCCCUCCAAGACCGCGCCCCGCCCUCUGUCCCCCGACAGCCCAGAGAUCAUCAGCGAGUUGCAGCGCUACACGGCCGGCUCCGGGGCUGCUGCCGCCACUGCCGCUGUUCACCAGGAGAGAGCAGCAGAGAGCAGCGCAAACACCCUGCCUUCUAACAAGCUGCCGCACCAAAACUGUGGCAGCAGUGGGACCACUUACUCUAAGGAAGCUCUGAGUCACCGCGAUGCCUCCGUCACUAAUGUGAUCCAGCCAAACCUGGACACCAGUGUUCCUCAAGACUUGAGAAUAGGCAGCAAGCGUAAAGCCUUCAGCCCGUCCCUGGAGGAGCGAGUCGGUAAGCAGCCCUACGCAGGAAAACACUCCUCAGCCCCUCCACCUUCACCAGGCUUCCCCUUCGCUGGGGGCUACGGCCUUCCUCCUGUGGGCCUCAGCUCCGCCAUGCUGGCCGGUUCAGUGGGGCAUCCCAUCUUCAUGGGGUCAAACUCGCACUACUUCCAGGCCCCCAGCAACCAGCUGGGAGACCCCACUUACAUGUAUCGAGAUGUGUUUGGCUUGAGCGGAGCCAGCGCUGUCCCCUCUUCUUCAUCCAUGUCUUCAUCAACCACCAUCUCCACUCCUGCCUCGUCAUCUCCUUCUGCAUCAAUCAAAGCGGCCAGUUCUCUUCCAGGAGCCCUCCCACCCUACAUGCUGAGCCCCAGCAUGGCUGGGAUGCUCCCCCCAGGCUUCCCUCUCUCAUACAGCCCCUCUCUGGCCGGCCUCUACCCUGGCUCCAUGCUGCCGGGCCCGGCUGCCACUCCCGGACCAGCCGAAGCCGGUUUCCUGUCUCAGUACCCCCAGACUGCGGCCUCGGGCUCCUCUUCCUCCUCCUCUCCCUCCUCGUUUUCCCCCUCAGCGCGCUCAGAGGGCCACCGGCCCCCUGUCCUGGGGAACGGUAGGGAGGUGAGCGCCAGCAGCAGCUCUGACGAUGAUGAGUUCAUCGGCAUGAGGGGACAGCGAGACUCGUCCUGUUAGCCAGAACGCCGUUUUUCUCUGCGGUGUAUGGACUGAGACUGAAAGAAAGCUGAGGUCUUAAACCUUCAUUUUGGUCACCUGUGUUGCCUUGGAGAAACAACCAGAAGGGUGACUGAACACAGACUGGACACUGAGUGACAGAUAUCCGUGCUGAAUAUCAGAAUGUGAAGCAUUUAAAAAAAGAUUCAGACGGGAGGGAUAGGGGAGGCAUUUGAAUUUUAUGGACUCGGAGCUUCCAGAUUUGUUUGUCCAAUCCUGGCAUUAAAAAGCUCAUCACUGGACUGGAAGCUGCUGAGUGUGAGCCGGUAGUGACUACGAGCGGCCAUUACUUCGACUGUGGGCUUUAGAGUCUCUACAGCAGACAUGCAGCUUUGCUAUAUGUGAAGACUCAUGCUUACGGCCAAUAAAAAGGACAACCAGAGGCAGGAGUUUCUCUUUAGGUGAUAGCUCAGGAUUUUUUUUUAAAGAAGGUUCUGUUGGUGUCUUUAAAGUAAAUACAGAUCAGCUGGAGCCAAAGCCUGAAGCUAACUGCUAGUCUAAACAAACGCCCGCCUUAAAACAACGGCACUCUAAAAAAAAAAAAAAGACGCACUGUCAUAUCAUGCGAAGGCUGUUUUAUUAGCGUUCAACCCAUCGUCGUGUUUGCAUUUGCCGGUUAUUUACACAGAAGCUGAUUAUAUAUUAUAUAUGGACAGCAAAUAGAGGUUGGAAGGUGUGCGCCACCAGUGAUUUUCCUGUGUGAAACGUGGGCUGAGAAUGGAGCAUGUAAAGUGUUUCCAGUCAGAGUAACUUCUUGAUCUUAAAGUUAAGGUCUGUAAGAAGUAAAAAAUAUCACAGUUCAGGUGAUCACUGUUUUAUACAUUUUUACGCUGCCUUACCAUCCUAUUAGGCAGUUGCUCUGACCAGACAGGCAUACUCUGUCCUCUGUGCACGCGCCGCCUCCUACCUCUACUUCCUGUGAAAUAAUAAUCAGCCUUUUCUUUAAGCCACCGCCAAGCUUGCUUGCUAGAAGGUGACGUUUUUGAGAUUGUUUUUUUUUUUUUCAAGAUGGCUGAAGCCCGUUUUG